UAAGAAGAAAGAAACAAAGAAUAUAGAAGAAUGUGGAAGCUUAGGGUCGCAGAUGGUGGCAGUGAUCCAUACAUCUACAGCACAAACAACUUCGUGGGAAGGCAGAUAUCUGAGUUUGACCCUGAAGCGGGAACUACCGAAGAGCGAGCUGAGGUGGAAGAAGCUCGUCUUCAUUUCUACAAUAAUCGCUAUCAGGUUAAGCCCAGUGGUGACCUCCUAUGGCGAAUGCAGUUCCUAAGGGAGAAGAACUUCAAACAAACAAUUCCCCCAGUUAAAGUUGAGGAUAGAGAGGAAAUCUCACAUGAAAAGGUCACAGCUUCAUUGAGAAGGUCUGUCCACUUCCUUUCAGCUUUGCAGGCUACCGAUGGCCAUUGGCCUGCUGAAAAUGCCGGCCCGUUAUUUUUUCUUCCUCCUUUGGUGAGUAUUUAA
Pyrus x bretschneideri (Chinese white pear) is the source of this 429-nucleotide messenger RNA. RefSeq names its product beta-amyrin synthase-like. The coding region runs from base 31 to 429 and encodes 132 amino acids. Gene Ontology annotation, cellular component: lipid droplet. The record is from RefSeq and is a predicted model, not a curated record. NCBI's taxonomy places the organism in Eukaryota, Viridiplantae, Streptophyta, Magnoliopsida, Rosales, Rosaceae. Gene Ontology annotation, molecular function: beta-amyrin synthase activity. The transcript has 2 exons. Gene Ontology annotation, biological process: triterpenoid biosynthetic process.